Ectocarpus siliculosus is the source of this 891-nucleotide messenger RNA. The record is from the annotation of a GenBank genome assembly. NCBI's taxonomy places the organism in Eukaryota, Phaeophyceae, Ectocarpales, Ectocarpaceae.
AUGGCGAAGGGCCCCUACGCGGUAGGACCGUUCUCUUCCCCGUCGGGUACAGUCACGGCGCCACCCUCGCCGCCCUCCGCGAGAUCGAUGGCCGCGCCCGCAAGAAAUGACCCGGGAGGAGAUGAUGCGGAGUUGGGGGAACUCCUGGGUGGCGGGCUCCACGACCUUGACGACGAGGGCUGGAGCCCGGAAGACGCAGACCUGAUGGCUGCCUUCCUUGAAGACGACUUCUCCGGCGAAAUCUUGUUCGGUCUGGACACCACCUCAUCUACGACCGCCGCAAGCGCCGUGUCCGACCAGCCGAGCUCUGUGCCCUCGUGUCCCAUGGCGGAUUUCGACGACCACACGCUAGAACUCCUAGCUUCUUCUGGAGUAAUCUCGGGCGCGUCUGGUGUGGCGAUGCCGUCGACAUCUGUUGGCGCCGGCGCUGACGCCUCUGAUGUCGCUACUGGUGCCAGCGAUGUGGGAGCGGCACUCCCUAGGACGCCCGCGACGCCUCCGGCCCCGGGGACGAUGCCCGCCUUCGGGCUCACCCCACCGAUCGCUGCCGACACGACGUCAGACACCAACGUCCCCCACCCACCGUCCAUCUCUUCGACGCUGCUCUUGUUCCUGGAGGAGCGGACGUUCGUUGAAGAAGAGACCGCGUUCAGCGACGACGUGGCGGUGCGGGCGGACCUGGGACGGGCCAUGAUGGCGCUCAACGACGAGAAGAAGAAGAAGAGGGAGGCGGAGAUCCGGGCAAUCCUCGGCGAUGUACGGAAGCGGCGGUCGAAAAGGAUCCGCUCGGCGGCCCUCUCCGACGUCAGGAGGAAGCGAGACGCCAGGCCGGUGUGGGACCACUUCUCCUUGAGGGAGAUGUGGAAAGCGGGUGAAAUCGUGACCCUGUGA